AUGUCUGGUCUAGCCGAGAUGGAGACUGAGAGGGAGCUGUACCAAGAACAGCUUGACCUUGUCCUUGCGCAGCUACGCGAUGACCCCGAUAAUGCUGAACUCAAAGCGCUUGAACAAGAGUUGAAGGACUUUGUCAAUCUUCUCAACGAGAACAUUUCAGAACUAAAGCCGAAACAGGCCCCCAAGCCAACCUCCAAGCAACCCUCGCCCCAAACCGAACCCGAAAAAUGGUCGCGUGAAAACCACCCCGCCUUCAAAAAGACUGCGCCCCCGCCGCCCGAGGACAAGGACGACACACCUGUGACCUACCAAGUCAACGAUACCGUCAUGGCCAAGUGGGUAUCGGGCGACAAGGGCUUUUAUCCAGCCAAGAUUACUUCGAUUACCGGAUCCGCCGCAAGCCCCGUCUACGUCGUCAAGUUCAAGAGCUACGACUACACGGAAACAUUGCGUUCGCGUGACAUCAGACCUGUCUCGAAUAAGAGAAAGGCCGAAGCGCCACCUCCGCCGCCCACGGCUUCGGCUUCGGCCUCGGCCGGGCCAACACCACCUGGCCUGGUCUCCUCUGCGGGCGCGACUACAUACCCCAAUGCCCACAAAGAUGGCGAUGCAGAAGCCAAACCGCCGAAGCCCAAGAAAAUCAAGGCGAAGAAGGAACUUGAAGCCGGAAAGAAUAAAUGGCAGGAUUUCAACUCCAAAUCGAAAUUUGCAAAGACGCAGAAGAAGGAUAGCAUGUUCCGGACGCCAGAUGGUAUCCAUGGUAGAGUUGGCUUCACUGGAUCUGGCCAAGCAAUGCGCAAAGAUCCAAGCCGAAAUCGCCACGUCUAUCAAGUGAACGAGGAUUUAGACUAA
Molecule: messenger RNA, 852 nt
Organism: Beauveria bassiana ARSEF 2860
Lineage: Eukaryota; Fungi; Ascomycota; Sordariomycetes; Hypocreales; Cordycipitaceae
Product: splicing factor Spf30
Exons: 3
Coding region: 1-852 (283 amino acids)
Biological process (GO): negative regulation of DNA-templated transcription
Molecular function (GO): DNA-binding transcription factor activity
Source: RefSeq, a predicted model, not a curated record